AUGGCGGCAAGUGCGAGCGACCAGUCUGCCGCCGCGGUUUGCGAUGCGGACGGCGUCUGCUGCAUCGUGCCGCAGGCAACAGAUUUGGAGCAGCCGUCGAAGCCAGCGGGAGCUGUCUUGCCGUUGCUUUUCGGCGACGAUUAUUCGACGACGAUCCUCAAGGACGACGCUGGGGUCCAGCAAAGCGCCGGAGCGCUCGGUGGCAAGAUCGUUGGCCUGUACUUCUCCGCAAGCUGGUGCCCCCCAUGCCGCAAGUUCUCGCCGGAGCUUUCCAAGCUUCGCGCGGCGCACAGCGCCGAUUUUGCCGUGGUCUUUGUCAGCUGCGACCGAAGCGAGGCCGAGAUGAAGAGCUUUAUCGCACGUGCGCCAACGACGCCUGUGGCGGCUCUUGCAUAUCCCGGGAGCGGCUGUGACGAGAAAUCCGAAAGGCUGCGUGAAGUCUUGGAAGGCAGGCGGGAAUGGCUGCUCCUGGGUGCAGCUUUUGACGGGUGGUGGCUGCUCCGUGCAGUAGGCGGAGACAGCACCAAAAACUGGGAUCAUCGGAGGAUUUCACUGAGCAUCGGAUUUCACUGA
Emiliania huxleyi CCMP1516 is the source of this 573-nucleotide messenger RNA. Its product is annotated as protein disulfide isomerase. The coding region runs from base 1 to 573 and encodes 190 amino acids. NCBI's taxonomy places the organism in Eukaryota, Haptophyta, Isochrysidales, Noelaerhabdaceae. The transcript has 2 exons. The record is from RefSeq and is a predicted model, not a curated record.